This is a messenger RNA of Protomyces lactucae-debilis, 919 nucleotides long. RefSeq lists its product as uncharacterized. The transcript is spliced from 4 exons. NCBI's taxonomy places the organism in Eukaryota, Fungi, Ascomycota, Taphrinomycetes, Taphrinales, Protomycetaceae. The coding region runs from base 394 to 885 and encodes 163 amino acids. The record is from RefSeq and is a predicted model, not a curated record.
CGCGUCUACUAACUCCUGCAACAGAUGACCAGCAUGCUAGAGUCUUGCUCAACGCCCCUGAUCCAAGCGUCUUCCCCGCGUCGUUCACGGAACCAGCUCAUCAGCCUCGAGCUGGCAUCGCAGCAGAUACAGCCAACAACGAAUCCAUGGCUUGAUCAGACAUCAAGGACGAUCUAGACCGAUUUGAACGCCUUGUACACGAUACACGCAUGACAAAGGAACCAGCAGGACUACGACGCGUGUCAAGGGAGGUUCCAAGCGUAUUGAAUGCCGGCCGUCGAAUCCAUUCGCAAAGCGUUGCAGAGCUAGGGAAGGCAAUCCGUCAUUUUGAACGCGACUUCACGUCGCUUGCCAGAACGGAAGCGAACCGUAUUUCCAUGGCCAUCUCUCAGCAUGGUCCCAAGAAUCUGCAAGUCGCCGUACCAAUCGAGGCACAACAAGCGCCUGGCAGAGGCAGAGGCCGGGCAGCAGGGGUCCGACGACGAGAAUGACAUGCAGACACGACACGCACGACGGAACGCCCGAAACAUCGCGCCACGCCAUGAGCAAGACGACGACUCGCAGGCACGGCAAGCACGACGCCCACACGAAACACCGCUCCACACCAUGAGCAAGACGACGACAGCAAUACGGAAACCGCACAACCACGUCGGCAAACGCAACGGGCCAAUGAAGGCGAAAGCCCAGCUGCUUCAGGGUGCAGCGCAUGACAGGAACACCGCGCCGCCACUGCCGGCGAGGCGGAACAAGCACGGAAGCGUAGCAAGCGCGCAAAUCACCUUGCACAACAGUUGUAGGGAGUACAUAGUAAGCCUUCCUUGCUCUAGAGCUAUUCCUGAUCCAUGCAAAGCCCUGGCUCGCCACCUGCAGCUCGCUGCGUACUAGUCACCAGCGAUCGCCGGUUCUCACCCGUAAAUCA